Messenger RNA from Callorhinchus milii (elephant shark), 1917 nucleotides. It is a transcript of the gene serpind1, whose product is annotated as serpin peptidase inhibitor, clade D (heparin cofactor), member 1. Lineage: Eukaryota; Metazoa; Chordata; Chondrichthyes; Chimaeriformes; Callorhinchidae. Gene Ontology annotation, biological process: blood coagulation; negative regulation of endopeptidase activity. Gene Ontology annotation, molecular function: serine-type endopeptidase inhibitor activity. The coding region runs from base 145 to 1635 and encodes 496 amino acids. The transcript has 5 exons. The record is from RefSeq and is a predicted model, not a curated record.
CAACAGUUUGAGAUUAGCCAGAGCUCAUAGCUCUUCCUCACAGAGCCAGCAGGUAAGAUCACCUCAAUCAUUUAUUUCAGGCAAUGCAACUUGACCUUCAGCAUCAUAUUUCAACGUAUUAGCUCCAACUGAACACCUGGCAGCAUGAGAUCUUUGCUGCUGCUGCUGAGUUUGCACCUGGUCCCAUUGCCCACGUUGUGUGGCAUUAAGAGCCUAGCCAGCCAUUUUGACUUGCGAGUGACGGAUGAACCAGACACGAUACUGGAGUCUGGCGACUACUUGUUCCUGGACAGCAGCGUAACCCGCAAUCUAAUCUCGGAGGAAGAGGAAGACUAUCUGGACUGGGACCAGAUCUUGGGUGAGGAUCACGAUGACGACGACUACAUCGACGAAAUCGAUGAGAUCGAAGACGAGCUGGAAUUUGACCCGGUCGCUGAGCGGGCUGAUCCCGCCACCAAAAGGGCCCGUCUGCUCGGGCUGUUCCACGGCAAGACCCGAAUCCAGCGCCUGAACACAGUCAACACGGACUUCGCGUUUGACCUUUACAGGAGGCUCAGUAAUAGCAGCAAUCAGUACGACAACAUCCUGCUGGCUCCUGUGGGCAUCUCGACCACCUUGGCCAUGAUCUCGCUGGGGGCCGGGAGCCACACCCAUCAGCAGUUGUUCCACACCCUGGGCUUCGGAGCAUUUGUGAACGCCAGCACCAAGUACGACGUGAUAACCGUGCACAACCUCUUCCGCCGUCUCACGCACCGGCUAUUUCGGCACAAGUUCGGCUACACCCUGCACUCGGUCAACGGGCUGUUCGUACGGCAGGACACAAACCUCCUGGGCAACUUUACCGAGAACAUGAAGACCUAUUAUUUUGCUGAGGCACAACUGUCCAACUUCUCGGACCCUGGUUUGGUCACCAAACUGAACCAGCGGAUACUCAAACUCACCAAAGGGAUGAUCAGAGACUCCAUCCAGGCAAUCGACCCACGCACUCUCCUCAUGAUUCUGAACUGCCUUUACUUCAAAGGGACCUGGGAAAACAAAUUUCCCGUGGAAAAGACGUAUCGUCGUGUGUUCCGGGUGAGUGAGAAGGUGACUGUGAAAGUGCCCAUGAUGCACACCAAGGGGAACUUCCUGACGGCCGUGGAUCCUGAGCUGGAGUGUGAUAUCCUGCAGCUGCCCUAUGUGGGUAACAGCAGCAUGCUUGUCGUGUUGCCUCACAAGCUCUCUGGCAUGAAGAGCCUGGAGAAACGGCUGGUGGCUGAGGUGGUGGUGAAGUGGCAGAGCAAAAUGACCAACAGAUCCAGAGAGGUCGUGUUCCCCAAAUUCAGCCUGGCAAAACAGUACGACCUGAUGCCCUACCUGAAAGGGAUGGGAUUGACGUUACCUUUCCAAGCAGGAGCUGACUUCAGUAGGAUUUCAACCCAGGAGGAUCUCAUCAUUAACCUGCUCAAACACCAAGGAUCGAUCACAGUGAACGAGGAAGGGACGACAGCAGCUUCGUUGACAAAGGCCAGCUUCAUGCCCCUUUCCAUACAGAACGACUUUGUGGUCAACAGACCUUUCCUAUUCCUCAUCUACGAACAUCGCACAGAAUGCUUGCUCUUUAUGGGUCGUGUGAUGAACCCUGAGAGCAGCUAACCACUGAUUGUGUGUGUGCAGCAAAUUGCAUUGUAUAAAAAACACUAACACUUGUACUCUACUUCACCGUACUCUCAAGUAUAGUUAUCAAUAAGUUUUAAGCCAAAUAUUAAACCUGUGUUCCAGUUUGAAGACAAUAAAAAAGGCAAAGGAGCAAAUGAGCAAGUCACAGUCCCCACCCUCCCAGCGUGAUAUAAUUUCAGAGUUAAGAUCGGCUUGCAUUCCAGGCAGGGCCAAUGUAAUACAAAAAGCCACGAAUAAAGACUGCCAAAUACUAUACCA